AUGGCUCUGGGCCGUAUUGACAAGCCUGAGUCUCCCAAUCAGACGAGACCCUUGCGUGUCAUUGACCUUUGCACUGGCACAGGCUGCAUACCACUUCUUCUGCACGCAUUACUUGCCCCUCAUUUUCAGCUGGAGAUAACAGGGGUGGACAUCAGCCCUACGGCUUUAACACUAGCCCGGAAGAACCUCGAGCAUAACCUGCAAUUGGGUCAAUUGGCAUCCACCGCAGACACAGACAUCCACUUCUAUCGCGCCGAUGUUCUCGGACAUGGCAGUGACAAUUCAGUACCGUCCAUUGAGUCAAUACUCCAAACCCAACCUCCCAAUUUUGGAGGAUUGGGCAUCUCAUCACCCAACCAAGAAAGUGAGUGUGAUUUGUUAAUCUCCAACCCGCCCUACAUAUCCCAAACGGAGUUCCGCAACGGCACCACUGCGCGUAGUGUACGGCGUUUCGAGCCAAAGCUGGCACUUGUGCCUCCACACUCGGGUUCCGGGAUGGAAGACUGCAUGCCUGAGGAUAUCUUCUACCACCGCAUUCUCACUCUGGCAUUCAAGUUGAAGGCCAAGAUCACGGUGCUGGAGUGUGGGGAUUCUCACCAGGCCGCUCGAGUGGUUGCUCUUCACAAGCGACUUGCUUCUUCUGAAUCCGGACAGUUUAGUGCGGAAACCUGGCCGAGUCGGGAGCAGGAUUUGGCUGAGAAUGGGUUUCAUGCAACAGACGGAUCGCGAGGAGUUAUCAUACAGGCUCUCCGGUAG
Messenger RNA from Penicillium hordei, 756 nucleotides. RefSeq lists its product as uncharacterized. Gene Ontology annotation, biological process: methylation. The record is from RefSeq and is a predicted model, not a curated record. Gene Ontology annotation, cellular component: mitochondrion. The coding region runs from base 1 to 756 and encodes 251 amino acids. Gene Ontology annotation, molecular function: methyltransferase activity; nucleic acid binding. Lineage: Eukaryota; Fungi; Ascomycota; Eurotiomycetes; Eurotiales; Aspergillaceae. The transcript has a single exon.